CAGGCAGAGACAGCAAGGGCGGUUCGUUGCUCCAGAGCCUUUCCGUUCACCUUCGCACUCCUGGGCCAGACUACACUCAAUCAUAUGACCCACUGAAGAGUGACUUCUAAGUUGCCAACUUUGACCUUGCAAGCUUUGCUCUGGAACCAAAUAAGAUCGAUUGCGUUUUUCCAAGAUGCAGAGAAAGAUUUAUCAAAAAAUCUAUUUGCUGAUAUUGGAUAACUGCACUGAGUAUUUUUUUCUUAUGGGACACAAGUAGAGUCAUCUGCAUACAAAAACCAUUGACAAGAGCAGGCUGAUUUAUGUAAAAAAUAAAAAAUAAAAAAAACAUUUAGGGUUGGGGUGACUAACGGAAGGCAUGUGUGACUGCUUGUAUUUCUCAGUCUUGGGCUGUGGAUAAGAUGGCAGUUAGCUUGUCUAGUAAAGGGACCUUAAAGAGGAAAACGUCCAGGCAAAAUGUAUCUCUUUGCUCAUGGAAUGAGGGUAGUGAUAAUGAAUUUAGUGCAGCCUUGUAUCUGAGAUAUGCUGUGCCAAGGAUGAUUCGCCAAACGUGGUUUUGGUUGUGCUCAAGCUGGUCAGAGUGCCUGAGUUUAGGAGUCACUGCCAGGAUCGGCAGGGGAAGUGGGCCCGGUUCCUUCCCUGGGCGGAGUAUGCCCAGAAUUCACUUUGUCACUCCUCCACUAGGCUGUCACCCUUCCAGUGCGUCCCGGGGUACCAACCGGCCCUGGCUCCAUGGACCCCGAGCCAGAAGCUCCUGCAGAGGAGGUUUGGAACACUGCCCAGGUGAGGCGCCAUCUGCCGCCAGAAAGAGCAGACGGACCGCCACUGCAGGGAGGCUCCCGUGUUUCAUCCUGGUGAUCGCGUCUGCCUUCCACCAGGAACCUCCCCCUCUGCCUGACCUACCGGAAGCUGAGCCCCCGCAUGGGGGUUUCUGGUCUCCUGGCUUAUGCAAUCUCCAACGACACCCCUCCACCUCCCCUGGACAUCGAAGGAAGCCUGUCAGAUCCCUCCUGGACUCCCGACGUAAUGGGGGUCAGUUCCAGUAUCUGGUGGACUGGGAGGGGUAUGGUCCAGAGGAGUGCUGUUGGGUUCCAGUGGAUGACAUUCUAGAUCCCAACAUCAUCCGAGAUUUCCACCUUCGCCGACCGGCCCGCUACUCGCCUUUGGGGCUGUCCUCCUGUGGCUGGAGCCGCGCGUCGGUGGGGGUUCUAUCACGUCUACUCCCGCUCUGGCGCUCAACGUUGCCGGUCUACUAACCACCAGUCCUGGCAAACUAUCAUUACGUACACCUGCACCUCAUUAGGCACACUUGGACUUCAUCACUUCCACGAUUACUUCCCCUUUAGCUGUUGUAUCACCAACAGGCAGUAUUGUAUGGUGGAAUAUUCUAUGUGGAGAGUGAGAGAGACUUUGUCAUUUCUUCAAACAAUCAUCUUUAGUCAAUAUCGAUGAAUUAUUGCAAUAGUGAAACCGUUGACACAAAAGUCUUGACUGUUGGGCUGAGAGCCUACUCUUUACAGACAAUGCACAAUUUAUAUAGCUGAUACCCAGAAUGCUUGGUUCCACCUCUCCCAUAUACAUUGGAGGUACUAUAAGCCACUUUGGGUUUUCCUCUGGUCAUCUGCCUCUCGUGCUGUUUCCCAGAUGCCAGGAUAAUUAGGACUAGUGAGGCCUUUGUUCUGUUCCUCCUGGCCAUCUCGGUGACACUGAUCUAUGGAAUGCCAGCUGUGUUUUUUUUUUUAUCACCAAGUUAUCACUUAAUCAGUUGCCAGCCCAAGCUCCAUAAAGACUCAUCUCAGUUAACUCUGAAAGGAGAGAGAGAGUCCUAAGAACCUUACUCUAUUCAAUAAAACAACCAUUUGGUGCAUAAAUAUAACAAUCUUGUUAUCCUGCUACCACAAUUGUAUCUGUGUUCCUGUUCAAAAACGCUACUCUUGUUCUUGCAUUCUCUCUAUGUUCGUUCAUAUUAAACUCAGACUACACCUGC
Oncorhynchus kisutch (coho salmon) is the source of this 1987-nucleotide messenger RNA. RefSeq lists its product as uncharacterized. The transcript has 2 exons. Bases 402 to 1256 code for a protein of 284 amino acids. Lineage: Eukaryota; Metazoa; Chordata; Actinopteri; Salmoniformes; Salmonidae. The record is from RefSeq and is a predicted model, not a curated record.